Brettanomyces bruxellensis is the source of this 1887-nucleotide messenger RNA. RefSeq lists its product as uncharacterized. The record is from RefSeq and is a predicted model, not a curated record. Gene Ontology annotation, molecular function: GTP binding. The coding region runs from base 1 to 1887 and encodes 628 amino acids. Lineage: Eukaryota; Fungi; Ascomycota; Pichiomycetes; Pichiales; Pichiaceae. The transcript has a single exon. Gene Ontology annotation, cellular component: mitochondrion.
AUGAUCAGAGGUGGAUGGCGUGUGCUAGGUGUGGCCAAAGCAGCUAAUUCGAUAUGUAUAGCGGUGAAUAUGUCCGUAAGUGGGGGCCUGAGACACGUGAUACGGCACUCUCAGGUUGAAAAAUCGCAUAUUUGUGCCGGAUGCUUUUACAGGGCAUUUUCGGCACGUAGGGAUGGUGUCAGUGGUGAGGAUUGGAGCUUGUUUGGUGGUGGAAAGAUCGAGAAUUCCUUGUUGCAGGGAUCAGGUGGAAAAAAGAAGAUGGGUGGUGGAUUGGAGACGAAACAUAGAAAGGCUAGUGGUGAACUGAAAAACGAGCAGAAAGGGGAUCUAGUUUGCGCAUCGUGUGGUGUUGAGCUGCAGGAUACAGACCCCGAUGGGGCUGGGUACUACAAAAAAAGGCGUAUGGACAAAAACAGCAGAAUAUUGGACUAUUUGGCCUCGGCAAAGGAGAAAAUGGUGCAGGAGAGAGAAAAGAUCGUGCUUGGAAAAUUCGAGAAACUUGAGGCAGGUAUCCAGCUGAAGCCGAAGAUGGAUGAUACGGUGGACCGGAGGGUGUUCUGUGAGCGGUGUCUUGGCAUCAUGCAUCGGGCGGAGUACGAUUUGAAGCCUAGAACCCUCAUUUCAGUCCAGGAUGUGAUGAAAAGCAUUCCGGCGGAUGCAAAUGUGGUCAACGUUGUUUCUGCACUUGACUUCCCGCUGGGACUCAGCCGGGCAGUCAACAAGGGUCGCGAUCCGUCGAAGUUGUGGUACAUUGUGACGAAAGCGGACGCUUUUUACUCGGAGAAGGUGCAGCUCGAAAGAUUGGGAAUUAAGUAUUUUCGCGAUUCCAUCUCUUCUCUUGUUGGUGCAGACCCCAACCACGUCUUUCUUGUGUCGGGGAAGCUAGGCUGGAGUACGGAGAUGCUUCUAGAAAAGCUUCCGGGUGGGAAAAUGUACUUUGUGGGGAGAACAAACAGUGGAAAAAGCACGUUGGUGCGAACUCUCAUAUAUCGCGAUGACCGCACUCUUAACUCGGCCAGCCACUACGGGCCGGGCAUAUCGAGCAUCCCGGGGCUCACGGUUGGCCACUUGAAGUACAAAAUGAAGCAUACGGGGGACAUAUUGGUGGAUACGCCCGGGUUUUGGCCACAGGGUGGCGGGGUGUACAAAUACAUGCUAAAGGAACGAAUCAGGGAGCUUAGCAAAGUUGCCACGUAUGCAUCAGCAUGCGGAAACCGCUGGAAGACACGCACGCCAAGAAUUCUUGGCAAGAAGAUGUUCAACGGGGCCAGGGUGUACACAAUAGGCGGGUUUUUCUACCUCAAACCGCCGGUUGGGGCCGUUAUCCGUGUUUUCACCGGAAUCCGGGGGCCCGAGGCUGCUUUUAGGAAUAUCACGCGUGCUAAGGUGGUCAGCAGCAACCGGAAUUCGACCAAUGAGGACGACUACUUCGUCAAUAAGAAGGCAGCGCUGAAUCUUGUGCGAUACGUGAUUCCUCCUUUUUACGGUAGCAUCGAUGUAGUCCUGCGAGAUGUGGGGUACUUCAUGAUUACUCCAUGCGGAAAGUUCGGCAACGAUGACGUUUACGAGGUGUAUGUGCCCAAAGGGGUCGAAGUUGUCGUCAGGGAAAGCAUCUUUAAGUAUUUAUACAAAACGAGAAGUUCCAGAGACGAAACUGGCAACCUACUCUCCAAACGCAACAUGCCGCGACGUGGGGUUCCUGUGCUCCGAAAGGUGCCUUCUCACAAGCUGAUUUUCACCUCUUUGUACCGCGUUCCGAAGGAAAUGCCCCAUAUGGAGGCUGCAAUGACUGUUGUUCCGAAUUACGAGUUUAUGGAACAUUUCGACACUCAGAAUACCGAGGCCACGUAUCCAAACACUUACUGGAAGAUGCCCAAGCUAGAUUAG